Polyodon spathula (Mississippi paddlefish) is the source of this 1595-nucleotide messenger RNA. RefSeq names its product endonuclease domain-containing 1 protein-like. The record is from RefSeq and is a predicted model, not a curated record. The transcript is spliced from 2 exons. Bases 1 to 507 code for a protein of 168 amino acids. NCBI's taxonomy places the organism in Eukaryota, Metazoa, Chordata, Actinopteri, Acipenseriformes, Polyodontidae. Gene Ontology annotation, molecular function: hydrolase activity; nucleic acid binding; metal ion binding.
AUGCAAGAUGAAUAUCGCCUCAGUAAGGAGCACCCCAAUGUGUACCUGGGUAUGGAUCAAGCUCUGAAUGAAGAUUAUAAAUCUACAGGCUUUGACCGUGGACACCUUAACCCCAAUGGUCACCACGCAGGUGACAGCCGGAAUGCCACUUUUAGCCUCACUAACAUUGUGCCUCAGAAUCCAAUAUUAAACCAGGGGGCGUGGAGACUGUACGAAGAAGAACUCGCCAGGAUGUUCAGCUCAGACUGUGCUACAGCCUUUGUUGUGGUUGGGACUGUCCCAUCACAAAACAACAAGCUGAAGGAUCGUGUGAACAUACCGGACUGGGUCUGGAAUGCGUACUGCUGUGUUAAUAACAACGGGCUGCCACUGAAUAGUGGGGCAGUAACAUCUUUAAACACAGACCAGAACAAGGUUAACAGGCUUACUUUGAGAGGGCUUCAAAUGUUUUUACAGGACCAAAUGUACACAGAAUCUGUUCACAUUUUUACUGAUCAAUGCAUGUGACCCUAGUCUGUGUAUGUACUGUACUGUAAAAUGCUGGGGCAAAAUAAACUUAGAUGAACUUAACAUGUCCCCUAUCUUCUCACAGACUGUUUCUAUCUCCCUACAACAUACGCUUCCUUCCAUGAGAGCCGUGGGGCAGCAAAAUGUGCAUUGAGUCCUGGAAAAUAACAGCACCACAUUGACUAAACAGUAAACAGCCCCGCAUAGGUCCUUUGCACACUUUCACCCCUAAUUUCUGAUCGGUUCAGAGCUGUAGAUAAUAAAUGGUGUUUUCCCAGUGACACUGCCAGUGAUAGGCAAAUUUGAAUCUGUACAUGGCCUAGCUCAAUAAUUCGAACAAAACCAGUCUCAUUUCCUUUAAUAAACAUUUUUUUGAAAAGGACCUACCAUUUCUUAUUUUACAACCUCUCAAUGUCUCUGGGGACAUUUCUGUCAUCUGAACCAGAGAUGUUUGGUAAGGCUUGAACAUGUAGGGCUGCAAAGCACCUGCCUCGAAUUCCUGGUUGUCAGAUGCUCGUGUCUGAUCAAACUCGGUACACGAUAGUUAAAAAAAUCUCUAAAAAUUCACCGUCGCUCUCCAUUGUUUUCCAUACAGUAAAAUAGAAAUACUGCCGGCAGCCUACCACCACUGACAUCAUCAAAAAUCGCCGGGGUUUUGUGUCAGACGAAGUGUUUACACUGUAAUGCCUGAAUUUCAACACAGACUAUAAACAUUUAAAAUUUGUUUUUACAUGUCUUUCUUGGUCAGAAUGACUUAAAAUAAUACAAAGAUCACUUUCCAUGAAUAAAAAGUGGGGGUCCAAUUCAAUGAUUUGUGGUCUUUAAUGGUAGUGUAUGGUUUAUGGAUUUUCUAAAUGUUUAUUACCAGUAAACUAAUGGGAGGAGUUUAAAGGUGGCAGAUUUAUUAGCUAUUUUACUUGAAGAACAAUCUUGAUAUUUAAAGUGUUUGUGUUCACUAGAAACUGUAACCCCCUGCUGUUGGAAAUUCAGUUCAUUCUAAAUGAGCUGUUAUAUUCCUUCAGUGAAACUCUUUGACAAUGCUGCAAAUCUGAUUGCAAUUUUGGGACACAGUUUAUUAAAAGCUUUGC